AAUAACUAGUGCUCAUAUUCUCACGUUACCACUCGUUGAAAGUUGCAGCCUUACCAGCAGUUCGCCACCAAAAUGCAACGGCUGGACAGCGUAGCCGGCGCCCUGCUGCGCGGUACCGGGCUUGCCCGCGGUGCAGUAUGCGCUGCAUUUACUGACUCGAGCACCAACGGCGGCAGCAGUGUGGGCUUUCUGCUGCUUGGCGGUGUCAGGUCCUACCGGUCUUCGCCACCAGCAGCGAGUGAGGACUCGGACUCGGAUGGCAGCAACACCCGCAGCAGCUCAGGGAACAGGAGCAGCCAGGAGCAGCCGACCCCGCCCGGCGCCUGGCCAGCCCAGCCCGCCUACUCUGGAGGCCUGCGGGAUGACCCGGGGCAUGAGCUGGCGACCGGGGGUCUCUACGAGUCGGCUCGGAAGGACCGCGAGCCUGUGCCCAGCCCCUGGCCCGGUACCACCCAGGAGGAGGUCCGCGGGGAGGGUGGUCGGUUCAGCGCGCAGCAGGUGACGCGGGACAGUGGCGGCGGCGCCGGGGACCUGCCCGCCAGCAGCUAUCCCAUCCACGACGACCCCUCAACCUCCAUGCAGCACCCCAACGAGGCGUUCCGAGGCCCUGCCGAGGAGGCCUACGGUCGGCCGCAGCCACGCGACUCCCAGCCACCGCCCGCGGACCGGCCGAAGCAGGCGGCCGAGCCGUCGCCGCACGCGGACGUGGCCGCCAGCCCCGGACAGAUGGGCGUGACGCGUGACGCCCCGCCGGAGGACGUACAGCCGGGUCAGGUUGGCGCCGUUCGGCCGCCCACCAAGGAGCAGCAGCGGUCUGAGGCGGAGGGCUUCGUGCGUGGCUCGGUGGGCGACAACCUGAAGGAGCCGGCACGGGGCAAGCUGGACGAGGGCGCGGACUGGGCGCAGAGCGACCGGCACUGAAGGAUGAAGCGGGAUGUCAUGGUACACGGCGAGAUACUAGUAUAUCGCUCGUGCACGCUGCUGUGUCCUUCUGUAUGACCCGCCACAUGAACUGGCGAGGCAGGGAAACAAGGGGGGCCAAGAGGCUGUACAGUAGAUACAG
Molecule: messenger RNA, 1063 nt
Organism: Chlamydomonas reinhardtii
Lineage: Eukaryota; Viridiplantae; Chlorophyta; Chlorophyceae; Chlamydomonadales; Chlamydomonadaceae
Exons: 6
Coding region: 73-921 (282 amino acids)
Source: RefSeq, a predicted model, not a curated record